AAUGACAAGCCUUAUCUGUUUCCUCCAACUUGUUACAAUGUAACAUCCAGUUGAGCAGCGAAACUGAUACAAAUGCACGCGACACGGUCUGCUGUUGAUUCAAGCGUUUGCUUUUCACAAUGACCCCAGUGGAAGCAAUGGACUGCAACUAACAAAAUCCGUUUCCAGGCACGAGGACGAGUGUCGGCCAUGGCAGCAGGCGUCAGUUUGUUGAGUGACCUGCCCUACACCACCGGCAGCUCAGCUAACAGCAGAGAGUCCAACGCUGACAUGGAGCCAGUGAAUGUCAGAGUACCGACUGCAAAGUACACCAAGGUAGGCGAGACUUUGAGGCAUGUCAUCCCAGGACAUAUGCAGUGCUCCAUGGCGUGUGGUGGUCGAGCAUGCAAAUACGAAAACCCUUCUCGCUGGAGCGACAAAGAGCAAGCCAUCAAAGGAUUGUACUCCUCUUGGAUAACUGAUAACCUGUUGGCCAUGGCAAGACCUUCAACUGAAAUUAUUGAAAAAUUCAACAUCAUCGAACAGUUUCAUAUGUGUGGCUUAAAGACAGUAAUCAACCUGCAGCGUCCAGGGGAACACGCCAGCUGCGGCAGCGCUUUGGAGCCAGAGAGCAGUUUCACAUAUCGCCCAGAGGUUUUCAUGGAGGCAGGGAUUUAUUUUUACAACUUUGGCUGGAAAGACUAUGGCGUGGCAUCCUUGACUACUAUUCUUGACAUGGUGAAGGUGAUGUCAUUCGCCAUGCAAGAGGGCAAAAUGGCUGUCCACUGCCAUGCUGGACUCGGCAGAACAGGUGUCUUAAUAGCAUGCUUCUUAGUAUUCACAUCCCGGAUGAGUGCAGAUCAGGCCAUUUUGUUUGUUAGAGCUAAACGUCCAAAUUCCAUCCAGACUCGUGGUCAACUGUUGUGUGUGCGAGAGUUCGCCCAGUUCCUCGUGCCACUGCGGAGUGUAUUCUCGUGUGCCGAGCCCAAAGCUCACACAGUCACUAUGUCGCAGUACCUGACACGUCAGCGGCACCUACUACACGGCUAUGAAGCGCGACACAUGAAGAACAUGCCAAAGAUCAUACACCUGGUCUGCAGGCUCCUACUGGACAUAGCAGAGGACCGGCAAACGGUGGAAGAGGAGGUGUUGGACAUCCCAGACCUCACAGAGGAAGUGGAGAAGACUGUCUCGCUGCAAGCCCUUCAGCAGUUAGGGAAGGAGAUGAGGGGGAAAGGGAUUCCCAUAUCCUUACCUCGCUCUCCUGACCAACCCAGCUUGCUUCUUAAAGGACCGCAGUGUGAUCCACCUCAUGACCGGCCGCUCUGUAGCGACCAGGAGUUUGAUGUUCUCUGGAGAUGGCCGACGGUAGACAAUACCUACAAGUCUCAGCUCAUCUUAAGAAAAUGUCUUAGCUAUAGUGACUCAGCCUUGCACAAACUGGACCCAAGGGUGCAGGUACCACAAAGUCCCCAGAAUGCUCUUGGCAGCAAAUCUGGUUUAAACUUUACAGAACUUUAUUCGUUGCAGAACAGAUUAGCUAUACAGACCCCUGAACUUCCGUCGUCCCCAUUGACAUCUGAAAUCAACAACAGUCCUUUAACUGGUUCCUGUAGCUCCCUGGUACAAUCCAAAAAAGUUGAAGGCCAUGCAUCCUGCUCUCCUGUCUCCAUAAAACGGGUACCUCUGAAGGAGGCCAAGCGUAGCAUGUCCUACGGCUUUCUAGGGAAGACCAGUGACAGCAGGACAAUGUUCUCAACGUGUCAAGGCGGCAAAAGUCACCCGAGCCCUAAUGAAAACACAACCUCUGAUGCCACACAACAAUUCACAGAUGUUCCUAUUUUAAUGCUUCAAAGUGAACUCUCACCUGAGACUCGUCAUCUGUUUGUGGCCAAAGCUCUCACGAUGGACAUUGAUGGAGAGGAACUCAGCACAGUCUCAGUGUGGCAGACAGAGCUGAACUCCCGUGAAGGUGCAUGGGAGAGGUUGUGCACCGAAAGAGAUCCUGUUGUGCUCUCCACACUCAUGUGGUCUUGGCUAGAGCAACUGAAGGAGCCAAUCAUCACAAAAGAGGAUGUGGAGACUUUGGCUGGAAACCAAUUCAAUCCCCAAGAUGCUCUGAAUUCACUCGACAAGGGACAAAAACAAACCCUUCUGUGUAUUCUUGAUUGCGCUGCUCAUUUGCUAAAAAUACCAGAGGAGGUUGAGAAUGCCUUUUUUGAACGCACAAUCAAAGCAUUUACUUGGAUUUCCUCAGAUUCCGAGAAUGGGCGGGUAAUCUAUAAGACUCUGAAAGAUGUCAUGAUCCCUGUCCUCAGUGAUAUGAGGACAAAAGCAAUGGAAGAGCUUGAGCUGACCUGCCACUUUUCCCACGUACCCUGACACUGGAUGCGGAAUCUGAAAUCUGGAGUCUGCACUGUAAUUUUGAAGAAAAAAAGAAACAAACAAACAGGUUUAGUGGUUUUUUUCUGUUUUCAGUGGUGUCUUAGCCAUGGUUACUCAUCCAAAUAAUGUAUUUUAACAUCUUUUAUUUGUGAGAGAACAAUAAUUACUGCCAUACAUGUAUGUGCCACAAGUUUUUUUUAAGGCUAUUUUUCUAAUUUUGUUCCUUAAUAGUUUAUUUUUGGUACACAAUAUUUAUUAGCUAACUGAGGAAACUAUUUAUUAAUAAGUAUGUCAUGUAUUUAUUUUAUGCCUUUGUUUGGCUCUAACGAACUGAGGAUUCUCAUGAAAAUGUGUUUUGUCAUAUAAGAAUACUGUUUGAAUAGAUGGAUGAUGUCAAAUGUACCUCAUUAUUGACUAAACCAAAAUAAUAUCACUGUGCAACAUG
This is a messenger RNA of Rhinichthys klamathensis goyatoka, 2809 nucleotides long. RefSeq names its product protein tyrosine phosphatase domain containing 1a (gene ptpdc1a). Bases 190 to 2361 code for a protein of 723 amino acids. NCBI's taxonomy places the organism in Eukaryota, Metazoa, Chordata, Actinopteri, Cypriniformes, Leuciscidae. The record is from RefSeq and is a predicted model, not a curated record. The transcript is spliced from 10 exons. Gene Ontology annotation, biological process: cilium assembly; protein dephosphorylation. Gene Ontology annotation, molecular function: protein tyrosine/serine/threonine phosphatase activity.